CGCAACCUUCUGAAUGAAGCGCAAAAAAAGGGGUGCCCGCGGUUUGAGAAGCUUCGGCCAGGGUUCGGCAACGGCGCUAAUUCACCCCACGGUCAUUUCCGUCUUGCAGAUGGGACAGAUGCCGAAACUCGGUUUCCCCUCCGCAACCCACCGAUGACCUUGCAGACGCAGGACUGUGUAAACCACGGCUUUGGCAUGGGGAUUCAGAUGCAACUGCCAUUCCUCGGCUUACCCCCUUCACGUAUCAGAUUCAACUCGGCCAUCGACGAGGUCACCGCUCUCGCCUGUCUGGCCAGGGUUAUUAAUACACAACCGAUCCGACCCGGGUUUACCAACAAAAUAUGUUCAUUCGUAUGUACAUACAUGCGGGCCAUUAAAAGGCUCGCUCGCUUGUUUACCCCCAGUAGCAUCGAUGAGGUUUCCACUCGGCUUUUGGGAGGGCUAGUGGUGGUACGAUGCUGCUAUUGUGAUCGUGAUUUCCUCGAAUCCGGUUCUUCGCCUGAGCGAACACACCAUGAUGUAUGGCGGAACGGACUUCCAGUCAGGCACGAGCAAAUCAGAGAAGCCACGCCGUUCGCGGCUGAAGAAGGAAGCGGCCUGGUCCUCCCGUGCAAAAGCUACCAGAGCCGCCUUCCCGAGUUCCUACGGCGCCUGGCUGUGGAUGAAACCCCUGGCACCCAGCUACAUGUUCUAGGUUCACCAAUACGAGUGUUGCACCGUCAUCGUGGCUUCCGAGCUGCGCUGACGGGAACACAAACGUCGCCGGUUGGACGAGAUCUAGGGGCCCUUGUGAUGGACGGCGGCCCUUGACAAUGCACUUGCCCGCCGGGUUCUCCAAUCAGCUGGUAUUUCUAUCUGUUUACUGCGCCUCCUGGGGCCCCGAGACGAGGCAGCGGGAGGAACAACGCGCGGUUCAGUCCUCAGGGGGCAGGGCAUGGACCACGGGCAAGAUGCGUGGAGGUGCACAACCAUACCUCCUACGCGCCUGCCCCUCGACUUCUACCCAGACUGCGGUGGUUCAAGCCAACGCAUGCCUUGCUGAAAGUUUUGAGGUGAUGCUCUUUCUGAGGGAGCGCGGCAUUCUUGAACCCGC
This is a messenger RNA of Chaetomium fimeti, 1093 nucleotides long. RefSeq lists its product as uncharacterized. The transcript has 3 exons. The coding region runs from base 154 to 810 and encodes 218 amino acids. The record is from RefSeq and is a predicted model, not a curated record. NCBI's taxonomy places the organism in Eukaryota, Fungi, Ascomycota, Sordariomycetes, Sordariales, Chaetomiaceae.